Molecule: messenger RNA, 1964 nt
Organism: Gavia stellata (red-throated loon)
Lineage: Eukaryota; Metazoa; Chordata; Aves; Gaviiformes; Gaviidae
Product: kelch-like protein 24
Exons: 3
Coding region: 26-1672 (548 amino acids)
Molecular function (GO): protein binding
Source: RefSeq, a predicted model, not a curated record
UUUAACUGCCUGGCAGUCAGCAAGCAUGGAGCCUGCACAAGAACCAGAGGAGCUGGGACCUCAAACAGAAAUGAUUGCAGACACAAUUCUCGAGGUUGGAGAGAGACUCUUUAAGGUCAGCCGUAGGGUCCUUUCAGUACACAGUCGUUACUUUGAAGCCAUGUUUUUUGGGGGGGCAAGAGAGAGCUCUGAAUACCAUAUAGUGAUCAGAGGGAUUGAUGCAGUGCCUUUUCAGGCACUACUUGAGUUCACUCGCACAGCCCAAGUGCUUAUAGGUCAAGAAAAUGUGACCAGCUUACUGGAAGCAGCUGAUUUUUUUCAGUUUGACAGGGUGAAAUUGUUGUGUGAGAAAUUUCUGGAGAGAGAGCUGCAUGUUUCCAACUGCCUGGGCCUGAUGACCUACUCGCAGCAAUUUGCCUUUAUAGAGCUGUAUGCGUCUGCUAUGAAUGUGGCUCUCACUCACUGGGAGGAUGUGAUGUACCAGGAAGAAUUUAAGGCACUACCCAAAGAAAUGCUGAUGCAGCUCCUAAAAAGCGAUGACCUCUUUGUUUCACGAGAAGAUGUGGUUUUUGACAGUAUUAUGAGGUGGAUAAUGGAGGAUCCAGCAACGCGAGAGGAAGACUUUCUGGAUUUGGUGGGCAAAGUGAGGGUCACUUUUCUGAGUUUGUCCUUCCUCGACAUCUUGGUGAAACGCAGCAAGCGCCCUGGAGAGACAGAUACCUUUUCCAGAUUAAUAAAGAAGUUAGACAGCUGUCCUCCACCCAGCUGGCAAAAUACAGAACUGUGUCCUUAUGCUGGUCGGAGCUAUGACACCUUAUAUGUCCUGGGAGGAAAACAUGACAAGGAACAGCAAGAAUUAUUUCUCUUUCAACCUAAAACAGGGACCUGGAAGGCUUGUUCUCCACUGCAGCGCAGGAACCUCACCCAAUAUGCAGUGGCAGCAGUAGGGAGCUUCCUUUUUGUGACAGGAGGAUAUUUCCGGGAUGAGUUUGUGUGGUAUAGUGUGGAUUGGGUGCUUAUCUACAGUUGCUUGGACAAUAGCUGGCUGGAAGGGCCUGCCAUGAAGAAGUCCCGCAAUAGCCAUUGUGCGGUAGGAGCAGGGCUCUACCUGUAUGUACUUGGAGGAAACACAGAUGAAGGGAUAAUCCCAGCAGUGGAGCGCAUGGCUUUGAUGGAGUCAGAGUGGGAAAGCAUGAGUCCUAUGGCUCAACCUGUGGAGAGAGGAGAUGCGGUCAGUGUGGGAACCAGGAUCUAUGUGGUCUGUGGCCUGGAUGAAAAUGGACAUGUAUAUGAUGGAGUGCAAAGGCUGAACACAGAGACCGACAGCUGGGAUGUCAUCUCAUUAUCCCCGCUUCCAAGGUAUGACCUCUGCAUCACAUCACUGAAUGGUGCUCUGUACACCAUAGGAGGGGAAGCUUUUCGAUUUGAUGUGGAGACAGAUGAAUGGACCCAGGUGGAUGAGGAAUGCUUGACACAGAAGUUCUUCAUGGGUUGCAGCACUGUGAACGGACGGAUUUAUCUUCUUGGACAGAGGAAGGGGAAUAGUGCCCUCCCCAUUGUGGUCGUCUUUGAUCCCUACGUUGAUAUGUGCCAGGUCAUAGAUGACAAACUCCCUUGCCCCCUUCCUAUUCAUGGGUGUGUCUCUGUGCGAAGAUUUGAUACAUGGGCAUGAGUGAUUCCAGAUCCAGCAUAACCAGAAAGAAAAAGUCAUGUGCUUUACAGCUGAUGGAAGUUAGAUUGCAGGAAGUUUGGUCUGUGAAAUUUUUCAAUUUUGAAAAUUGAUCUGUUCCUUCAUAACUCUGUCUUUUUUUUUUUUUUUCUACCUGGCAAAUGAACUUGAAGCAAAAGCCAGUGAAACCUUUGUGUCUACACAAAGGUUGCAGGUCAUUAUUAGAAAUAGUGGUCAGCAUUGUUAUGGUACAUAAACUCCUCAGCAUUGAUGCUAAAUAAAGGGCUGCUCUGAC